CAUGCGAACUGAGGCCCAAAGGGGAAUGCCUUCCACGCAGAUCUAAGCCAGCUGCCCUCCUUUAUACACAGCAAAAAGUAGUGGAAGACAACAGGGACCUGCAGAUUCCCCUCCUCACCAAAGCCGCUACCAGCUUCACAAACAGCAGACAAGCUACAAAUGGUCGAUUUUGACAUUUGCUGCCCGUUGGAGUCUGUGUGCUUCAGAUUCUCUGGACUCAAAGGGCACUUGCUGCCCUGAGAGUGGGAGGGGGUCUCGUCAAGCAAACUGACCUCUAAGGUUAAGUAGAAUCAGUUUGUGUGAAGGUCUUUGGAGGAGGAGGAGGAGGAGGAGGAGGGGAGAAAGGAACAGUUAGUGGGAGGCCACGGUGUGGCUCCUGCACUUCUCAAGAAGGAAACGAAGCAGCUGCCAGGAAGCGAGGUAAGCGAGGAGAUGGCCACGGGAGAAAUAACAACACUUCCAUCUUCACCUGAAGACGGCAGCAGCAGCGGCUUUCCUCCUGGAAACUUCAAAGACCCCAAGAGGCUGUACUGUAAAAAUGGAGGCUUCUUCUUGAGGGUAAAAUCUGACGGGGGAGUAGACGGAAUCCGGGAGAAAAACGACCCCCACAUAAAGCUCCAACUCCAGGCAACCUCGGUAGGGGAGGUGGUCAUCAAAGGAGUGUGUGCAAACCGAUAUCUGGCGAUGAACAAAGAUGGACGGCUGUUUGGAGCGAGGCGAGCGACAGACGAGUGCUACUUCUUAGAACGGCUUGAGAGCAACAACUACAACACCUACCGCUCCAGGAAGUAUCCGAACAUGUACGUGGCGCUGAAGCGGACUGGCCAGUACAAGUCUGGAAACAAAACUGGACCGGGUCAGAAGGCCAUUCUUUUCCUUCCCAUGUCUGCUAAGUGCUAAGUGGGGGAUCUGGUUGUGAGAUACCGAAGAUGCUGACGAAGAUGUGACGGCAAUGAAAUCAGAGAUCCAUUAGCAUUGCCCAAAAUAGCUGUGAUGCUCCACUUUUUUAUCCUAAAACAUGUUUUAUUAGUCAGCUUUAUUUUUGACUAACAGUCCCAGAGAUUCAUACCAGGCUGCUUCUAGAUAAAUCCAGUUUCACUACAAUUUCACUACAACUGGUACCUGCCGCUUCAAUUACCCCAAAAUGAACAAAAGCGGAGAACAUUUUCCUUGUUCUACAAACAUCGAUCUUCCCUCGUGGCUGGCUAGUCUAUUAAAUAAAUAUUACUAUUCCAGCCAGUUUAGUUUGUUUAUGUUAGGCAAACUGUCCCCAAGUUAGUUAACAAGCUACAGCUAUCUCAGUCCUGAUUAUAAAAUCUUAUUACAGCAGAUUUCAGAACAGAAUCUUUAAAAUUAGUCAAGAUCAGCAGUAGUGUCUGAAUGUGGCCCUCAAAAAUAAACCAAUUAAAACAGCAGUAAUAAAACUGCGAUAGACCUCUAAAUGCAUGACCUCUAAAAACCUGCAGCUUCACACGUUUUAAAAGUAACAGUCCAUAUAUAAAUAGUUUAAAUAUGAGCAUUCACAGCCUUAAAUUGUGAUGGCUCCCUAUGAUCUUAGCGCUGCAGGGAGCUGUCUGUGGUACAGCUGGUAGAACAUCCCGGAGUAAAUGGCGGGGAGCUCCUCCAUGGUGAGGUCGAUCUUGUCGAAGCCGUGCUCCAGACCGUGGAGCAGCAGCCUGGCGAUGCGUGAGGUGAUGGGAGUGGUGCUGCUGGUCCUGGCCAGCUCGCUGAGGUCCAGCCACUCGCAGCGCAGACACUCCUGAGUGCAGAAGUUGAUCUCGUAGGUGAGCGGGCUCAGGCGGCAGAUGAUGUACAUGUCUGACAUGCCGAAGGCGCCAGGAUGGUUGUGCUGCUGCCGGAUGCUGAGCAGAGAUCUGAACUCGGAUCGAACGCCGGUCUCCUCAAAAACUUCACGAACAGCAGUGGCGCCUGACAAAAACAAACCAACCAAAAAAAAAAAAAAAGAUUCUGGAUAUAAAGAAUAUAUUUAUACUCAUUUUUGUCAAACUGACUACUCUCCAAGUGUGGGGAAAAGGGAAACUACAUAUAUUUUUUGUAUAAACAUGUUUGACGCUGCUUUUUGAGGUGGAUCUUGUCCAUAUUUAUAGCUGCUUUUAACAUAUUAAAAACGGGGAAUGGAAGCAGGAGAGAUCGCAUAAACACCAUGUGCCUGGUCCCUGUACUUUUGUACAGUUCAAAUGAAUGUAAUGUGUCAUCUUUAAGUGCAUUAUUAUGCUCAAAUAAUUAAUUUAGAUGUACUGUAUUAGUUCUUUGCUGAUUUCAGUGUGACACUCACCGAUAUUUUCUCCUGGAUCCGACAAACCACCGGGGAAUUUCCAGGCAUUCUUUGUCUGAAAUUCAAGAGCAAAGUUAAACUUUAAUGCGAGUUGUGAUCAAUGGCACUACUACAAACUCAUCUGUAACAAAUAUUCUGUACACUGCAACAAUGUCUGUUUUACUGAGAGAAAACGUAAGUCACUCGUUUUUUUCUGACUUGUUUUUGUCUUUUUUUUUUUUAAAGAUGACCUUUAGUCAAGCUAAUAAUUACACAUGAAGAGUAAGUUAAUCUAGUUUUAGGUUUAAUGCCUCACUCUUGGGGACUUUAACUGCGGUGAAAUGAGACUACAAAAACUGUUUCACCACUUAAUGAUAUUUAAUAACUAUGCUGCUGGUUAAAUUAUGAAGUCUAUGUGUAAAUAUAUUUUUAUAGUUUCUUAACAAUUGUUAAAUGCUAUGCUCUAUUUUUCUUAGUAAGAAACACAGAUGCACUAUGCCUUGUUUCCAUGUAAAGUUAAUAAAAAUUGAAUAUUUUUUGGAGUUGUUUAUAUAAUGUGCUAGUAGAAAGAAAUACAAUAUUUGCAACUCUAA
Molecule: messenger RNA, 2868 nt
Organism: Melanotaenia boesemani (Boeseman's rainbowfish)
Lineage: Eukaryota; Metazoa; Chordata; Actinopteri; Atheriniformes; Melanotaeniidae
Gene: fgf2
Product: fibroblast growth factor 2
Exons: 3
Coding region: 433-900 (155 amino acids)
Biological process (GO): animal organ morphogenesis; positive regulation of cell population proliferation; cell differentiation
Cellular component (GO): cytoplasm
Molecular function (GO): fibroblast growth factor receptor binding; growth factor activity
Source: RefSeq, a predicted model, not a curated record